This is a messenger RNA of Zingiber officinale, 1861 nucleotides long. Its product is annotated as malonyl-CoA decarboxylase, mitochondrial-like. Gene Ontology annotation, cellular component: mitochondrial matrix; peroxisomal matrix. The coding region runs from base 68 to 1741 and encodes 557 amino acids. The transcript is spliced from 17 exons. NCBI's taxonomy places the organism in Eukaryota, Viridiplantae, Streptophyta, Magnoliopsida, Zingiberales, Zingiberaceae. The record is from RefSeq and is a predicted model, not a curated record. Gene Ontology annotation, biological process: malonyl-CoA catabolic process; acetyl-CoA biosynthetic process; positive regulation of fatty acid oxidation. Gene Ontology annotation, molecular function: malonyl-CoA decarboxylase activity.
UUAUAUCACCCAGCGCAGACGAAUCGUAGCCCUCGCCUUAUUUAUCGACCACGACACUCCACCGCCGAUGAAGAAGAAGAGCUGGGCUGUCCUGAUGCGAAGUCGCAUGGCGAUUCCCACCAGACAGCUUCUCCGAUCGGAUCCCCUUGCGCUUCCUCAGGACACUUCACGCGCAAGCGAGAUCGAUGAUGGGAGCAUAAAUACCAAUGCCCCAAGGGUUUCUUUGAAGGAUGUCAAAGAAUGGAUGCAAGCGUCCAUUUCCAUCUCCGCUGAAAAAACCGAGCUAGUCGAUGUGAACCUCGAGAAUUUCUCACAGGGCUAUUUGGGCUUGUCCCUAGAAGGGCGCAGGGUGCUGCUCCUCGACCUGUCCAGGGACUAUGAUGUCAAUAGAACUCGAGUUCGUGAACUCAUGCGGAAGUAUCUUAGCGUCGAGCUUCCUCAUGACACCCAAAAUGAAGCACCUGGGGAGCAACAGGCUGGUUUGGUUGAAGAUGGGGGCAUGCUUGCUAUGUAUUACAGGAUGGAGCGUAAUCUUCGGGAUUCUUUCAAACCCCUAUACGCAUCUUUCUUUGAGAGGCUCAAUGCACAUCCUGGUGGACUGAAGCUAUUAACCUCCAUCCGUGCCGAUCUUCUCUCUGUACCGCCGAAGGAAAAUGUGCCUUCUUUGCAUGCUUUAGAGGCAUACCUGAAGGAAAAGCUUAUCACGUGGCUCAGUCCAGCGACUCUGGAGCUUCAGCAGAUAACAUGGGAUGAUUCUGCAUCCUUGCUGGAGAAGAUUGUAACAUAUGAGGCUGUCCACCCAAUCAGAAAUUUGCUAGACCUGAAGAGAAGACUAAGUAAAGGUCGUCGCUGCUUUGGUUACUUUCAUCCAGCAAUACCAGGUGAACCACUUAUUUUUAUUGAGGUUGCACUUCUGAAGGACGUUGCUUCAUCUAUACAGGAGGUAUUAUGGGAUAGCCCUCCUGCUCCUGAAGUUGAAGCCAAAUGCGCUCUGUUCUACUCAAUAUCAGCAACACAGCCAGGAUUAUCAGGAAUCAAUCUAGGAAAGUUUCUUAUUAAACGAGUGGUCUAUCUUCUGAGAAGAGAUAUGCCUCAUAUCACUAUAUUUGCCACUCUUAGCCCGAUCCCUGGAUACAUUCAAUGGCUUAUUUCAAAGUUGGCUUCUCAACUUAAACUUGCUCAAUCAGAGUCUAAGGAUAUAAAGCACAUUUCAGAGAAAGCUUGUGGGUCAAAUUUCAAGGAGGAUAUCCUUCUUCCAGAAGAAGAGGAGAUGAUACUCAGUGGUUACAUGAAUUGGCUUAACUCGAAUACAGCUUCUGAAAUUGAGCACACAGAAGGAAGGGAAAACAUGUCUGGGAAAAGUGGAAUUGAAAUAAUGUAUGAAAUAUUGACAUCAAAGAAUUGGAAUGGAUCUGUUUGCUUGAGUGAAGCAUUAAAACCUUCUUUGCUCCGCCUAUGUGCAAGGUACCUCCUUCAAGAGAAAAAGCGUGGCAGAGCUCUUGAUGCAGUAGCAAACUUCCAUCUACAAAAUGGAUCGAUGAUUGAGAGGAUAAACUGGAUGGCUGAUCAAUCCAUCAAAGGCAUCGAACAAAGUGGAGGUAUCAUGGUAAAUUAUGUAUACAGGUUGGAUAAGAUUGAUGAAUAUGCUCAGGCAUAUUUGAAUACUGGGCAUGUCCAUGCUUCUUGUAGCCUUCAUCAAUAUCUUCAGAGAUCAAAGGAUGAAAAUAACGCAGCCAGCUAAGAUGAUUUCCUUACAUGAUGGAUAAAAGCUGCAUCCUCAGAUGAAUACUAACGAUGUGAAGGCUGCUACUUAAUCAUUUACAAGCCCCAUCUAUUGAAACGUGAAAUCUCGUGUCUUUCA